Hydra vulgaris (swiftwater hydra) is the source of this 2241-nucleotide messenger RNA. RefSeq names its product piggyBac transposable element-derived protein 1-like. The record is from RefSeq and is a predicted model, not a curated record. NCBI's taxonomy places the organism in Eukaryota, Metazoa, Cnidaria, Hydrozoa, Anthoathecata, Hydridae.
AUGGAUACUAAAAAUAUUGAAAUACUUGUUGCUGGUUUACUUGAGAAACAUAAAAAUUCCAACUUAGAUGAAACAAAAAAACUUUUAAAAAAACAAGAAAAGAGUUUUGCAUCCUUAACAGCUGCAAACUUUAAAAUGUUCACAGAAAGGCUGAAUGAAUAUGAAAAAGAUAAUAUAAAUAAUCUUCAAAAGAUUAGCAAAAUUGAAAAUGAUUUAGAGAUAACAACUAAAAAAGUAAUCUCUCUUGAGGCUGACUUUACGGAAUUAAAGAAAUACAUAACGACCAGUGAUCAAAUUGCUACUGAGAAAUUCGAGGUUGUAAAAAAGAAAACUAAAGAAAUAAAUAGUAAAUUAAGGGAUAAAAGUGAGUUAUUAAAGGUAAAAAGCAAACUAAGAGAAAUUGAAGAUAGAUCGAGAAGGAAUAACCUGAGAAUCGACGGUUUAAAAGAAAAUGAUAAUGAAAGUUGGAGCAAUAGUGAAGAAAAAGUGUUGAAGCUAUUUGAAGAAUCACUUGGACUGAAAGAAAUUAAAAUUGAAAGGGCUCACAGAACUGGAAUCAGAAACGGCAAAAAAGACGAUGUUUUUAAUUUACUAGAUUCAAUAGAUGCAGGUGAAUUAGAUACUGAUAUUGAAGAUAAUUUCCUUUCGGAUGAUGACCUCGAUUUUGUUCCUAACGCUCAUCAUUUCAAUAUGGAAAAUAUCUUCGAUAAUGACGCCGAUGAAACGAAUGAAAUACUAACCGCAAUGGACGAAACCAAUAUUGAGCCUGGUACCUCAAAUUCCGAAAUACAAGUUGUUAAAUCUAAAGAAAUUGAAAUAGGACCAUCUCAAUCUAAAAAACCUCAGUUAGAGCAAGUUGAAAAUGAUAAUUUUGUGAACACUUUUUUUGGAUCCUCUACCGAGAUAAACCCAAAAAAUAUAGCUUUCAAAAAUAUUUUGUGGCGCAAGAAAAUUAUUCAGCUAGAGAAAAAACAAAUACAAUUCAGAGGAAAUGAAGAAUUACCGGCGCGUUUUUAUGAAUUGAAAACUCCUUAUGAAUGUUUUAAAUAUUUCUUGGAAGAUAAAUUAUAUCAGGAAAUUGCAAAUACAACUAAUCUUUAUGCAUGCCAAAUGAAUAUUUCAACAAAAUUUGUAACUACGCCGGCAGAAAUACAAAAAUAUGUCGGAAUUUUGUUUUAUAUGUCCAUAUACAGAUACCCAAAUACUCGAGAAUAUUGGGGAGAAAAUUCGUUUGAACCAGUUCGGAAAACUAUGACCAAAAAUCGAUUUGAAGAAUUACAUCGUUAUUUGCAUUUCAACGACAGUACCAAAAUGCCGGCGCAAGGGGAUUCCAAUUUUGAUCCGAUAUUCAAGAUGCGGCCAAUUAUUGAAUACUUCAAUAUAUGUUUUCAGUCGGUACCAAUGUCUCAACGCCUGUGUGUAGACGAACAGAUGUGUUCCACAAAAAUGGUUUUGCAUAUUCGGCAAUACAUGCCCGCAAAACCACAUAAAUGGGGCAUGAAACUGUUCGUGUUGUGCGACACCUAUGGGUUUUCAUACGGAUUUGAGUUAUAUUCUGGAGCAAGUGACAGUAAAAUUUCAAAUGGAGCACCGGAUUUAGGUGCAGCAGCCAAUGUGGUUUCAAGAUUAUCGCAAAUAAUCCCUGAUCACAUGAAUCACAUUGUAUAUUUUGAUAAUUAUUAUUCGACUUUGCCAUUGAUGAUAUAUCUGUAUAGCAGAGGAAUAUAUUCUUUGGGAACCGUUCGGGCAAAUCGAAUUGCAAAUUGCAAAUUGCCAACAGAUAAAGAAGUUGCGAAGAAACCUCGAGGAUUUUUAACUGAAUAUGUAGGGUCUCGUUAUGGAGUAGACUUGUCGACUACACUGUGGAAAGACAACAAAGGUGUUCGUUUGGCCUCAACAUACGUAGGAGUAUUACCAUUUAAAAAUGAAAGUAAUAACACCCUGAAGGCAUCAAGAUAUGAUCGUGCCCAAAAGAAGAGAAUAGAAAUUGAUUGCCCAAAUAUCAUCCGCGAAUACAAUGCACACAUGGGCGGUGUCGACCUAACGGACGAUCUUUUGGGUCGAUAUCAUAUUCGCAUGAAAACAGUAAAGUGGACUAGUCGUUUCUUUUAUCAUGUGUUGGACUUGGCCAUGAUAAAUGCAUAUUUAUUACAUAAGAGGAUAAACAGACAAAAUAAAGCAUGCAAUAUACAACUCCCACAAUUUAGAAAAGAAGUGGCUGCAAUGCUUUGCAGAUUUUAA